AUGGAAGCGAAGAAGAAGAAGAAGAAGAAGAAAGACACCAGAAAAGGAAGAAUCCUUGUGUGGUAUGUUUGUGAAUACUACGGUGGUCGAGGUGAUGGUCAUCAUACGGUGUGUACACACACUGACAGACAGUAUGUACUUGUCAUGAAACUGAGAAUCGCACUGACAAUGUUUCAUUUUACACAUCCGUUAUGUUCUAUCCACUUUAACGAACUACAACAAUGAGAAUUGAGAACAGAAAUCUUUUGGGAACGGUCUUAGCAGAGGUGGAUCUUCAGUUUAUCUCCAUCUUCGGUCCCUUCCUUCGUCACAAUUUGACUGUGAAAUUCAAACAGACCCGGGCGCCGACCGAAGGACCCUCACUUAUGUAGCAGAUCGGGAAGGUCGUUCCCCAAUCACAUCAAAGGACUUUUGUUUUUGGAAAGUCCAAUGUCUCGGACAGCCAUUAGAAAGUUUGAAUAUUGUCCUCAAGCGCCGCCUACUCGUUCAGUUCUCCCAGCAGCCUUCUCAGACCUUGAGCCGGAACCGAAAGAUUUUCUUCUCGGGCGGAUCAACAUUUUAUCUAUCCACCCUCCUCCUCCUUUCCAUUCUAUUCACAAAGACAUGGACGAAAGACGAAAAGAGACACAUCUGGCAUCCAUCCAAUCAACGUUUUUAACACCACCGUCCCUCGUUUCCCUCGCUUCCUUCUGAUGAUACUCGGCCCUCCUUGCCUCUCCUCUUUUCUUCUCUGCGCCCCCCUCUAUCAGCACACUCUUUUCGGUUUCCCUCCAGGCCUCGGUGGGGACCGCUCGAUAACCUUGAAUUCCCCCUCUACCACCGUGGUGAUGUUGUGUAUUCACAUUUCCCUCCGAGGACUGAUGAUGAGGAUGAUGGCGACUCCGCUCUGAUCCGCGUCUCUUGUCUGAGGCGGUGCUCUUUCUUGUCUUCGGUCGGAUUAGACGCGGAGGACCUGUGGGAACCCAGUGAGACUCACUUCUGAAGAGGUCCUUCUUAUCGAUUCAGCGACAGUUUCAAACAUGUUUCGCCCAUUCGUUCGCAGCGCCUCCGUGUCUUUGAUCUUGUCAAGUUAUCGUAUAUCGUGUAAUAGAUCUGACUGUGAAUGUGUUUACAUCCUGUAGAUCACAAUCAGAUCUGGGCAGGCAAACUGAUCAUGGCGGGCAGCGCCAGUUUGUGAAUCACUCUGUGACGAUGUCACUUUCACAAAUGUUUCUAAUGACUCACAUGUGCUCCGCUCCUCAUCUCCUUCUGAUAAUCCUUUCUUGUUCGCCGUUUCCGCCGCCGUUCCAGUUCUUGUUUAUCCGGCCCUAUCUUCUCUGUUUCCAGAUCCCAUUAUCUUGUCAACUCGCCAUCGUCUUCUACUCUCACCAAUUGGUCCCCUUCCAUCAAUUCAUAUCAAGGUAAUCUCUUCCCUCUUCUUCUUCCCCUUCAAUCACCCACCACCUCGUCACCUCCAAUUUCCGCCUAUUUUCGUCACUUACCGGCUUUUCGGGUGAGCUCUCAGUGCGCCCUCCGGAUAUAUGAUGUGCUCAAUGGAGCACGAAAUCAUUGAGGCACACAGCCCCCGACUACCUGUCCAUGACAUACACAAAUCAGUGAACACAUCACUAAAUCCCCCUCCCCUUCCGCAAAUUUCGCUGCUUCUGCUGCUACCCCCUGCCCUCGUCGUUUUGGUUUUCAAAAACAAGAUCCGUGUUUGGGAGUGGGACUGACUACUGUAGAUGAAUGAAGUGGGGAUUCAUCAAAAAAGAGCAGCGCCCCGGGCUCAAAUUGAUAGGUUCGUUCACUCAUUCCGGCCGAGAUUGGAAAGGAGCUCCUCAUCUUCUUCUUCUGUCGAAAUCGGAAAAACGGAGAAAAGAAAUGGAUGAGACGAGGACGGAAAGCGCAGAUGGCGAACGGAGCGAAGGCGACGAAAUCUUGAAAAAUGACCACACCGAAUUUCGGAGAGUAGAUUAAAGAGUCGAGUAGAAGAAAGGCGAGUGGGGAGAACUGACUGAUUGACAUGCAAAUUGGCGGGUCGCUCCCUUUUGUGCCUUUUGCGCCUUGUCACAUCACACGGUGGUGGUGGCAUAGUGGCCCCUUUGUUUGUUUGGAAUCAAUGCAAGUGUGGGUGCGCAUCUGUAAUGGAUCCCCGAGGGGCAAACUCCGAAGUGAGACAAACAGUAAUAGAUGUGCUAAUUAACACGUCAUAGCGAAGAGUGAGACUGUAGAUAGCUCUAAUGACUCGAUCAGUCUGGAUUAGCGAACGAAGAAAGUCUGAGAAUAAUAAUAAUCUUUCCCUCUCCCUCACUAGAUUCCCUCGUUUCCAUUUGCUGUUCGAGCAAGACGCAUCUCUCAAAAUCGUGAUAAUUCAAUGAUUCGCUCUUCGUUCUCCUCUCGGCUCGGCUAAAAUUGGCAUUGUUGUGAUGGGUGUGGUGCCUUCCUUUCUUUCGUCCCCGCCGGCCGGCACCAGAAGCCUAUUAUCUGCCAGUCCGGACGGCUCCUUCGUUGAUGCAUCACAUGGCAAAAGGCAGGCACUCACUCCUCUCGUCCAUCGGACACACUCGCCCAAUUGAAUAGUGAUAGAGGGGGAAAGGGGCGCCCGCAGAUUGGAUAAUAUAUAUUUUUCGGUCUCUUUCGGCUCUUUCUCCCCGGCCUACUGAGAGCUUGCGGGUCAGAGGGCGAGCGCCGCUCUCUGCGUCUCACCUCUUCUUAUCAGAAGACGUGAGUGGUGGCAACACACGGAGGGCUCUUUGAGUCCGUGCAAAUCGAUCGCGGUGCCCGCUCCUCACCAUAUGUUUUGAAUGGAAGCGAAGGAGAAGGAGGUCCCUUCUUUUCUUCCGUCUGACUGAUUUGAUAUCUCCCCUCCGCUGGCUGCUUUGUCGCCCAUAUGGCCUCCCUUUCCUCCUUUGCUCUCGCUUCCCUUCCACAUCACCUCUUCUCCUUUAUCUUUUUGCUCUUCCCUCCUCUUCAGUGUGCUCUUCUCGAUUCUGUGUUAAUUGCCAACAGACCGACGGAGGGAGAGAGAUAGAAAAGGUCCUUUUCGUAUUUCCCAUUCAUUUUCUUGUCAGCCAUCAGCAUUCCUCUCUUUCGCAUGCAUUCAAGAGCGAAGUAUUGAUUAGAACUGAUAAAUUGAUAAGCGCCGCCCACACUCUCUGAUUGGCCGACGGGAAGGCAGCAGAUUUGGGAGGAGUCUCGCAGGUGAAGAGAUAGCGAGAGGAGGAGUCCACGAACACUGAUUGGCCUGCAGGGAUCUUAUCAGAAGAGGUAGACAUUGGGAUAAAAACACAAGGGGAUAAGCAACCCCAGGGGUCCUUAUUUAAUGUCAGCUAAUAAUGAUAAUGGGUCAUUCAAAAAUCCGAUUCCCAUCUUGAGCUAAUUAUUGAGACCAGUACAGUUCUCCUUUGCAAACUUUUGAAAACGUUUUCCCUCUGAGACUCUUCGAGCCUCCGCCAAUAGAGUGCCACGUCAAAGUAGUUGGCACUUAAUAGAACUUUGUGCUCGUUUCCACUUGCCUGCCUCUUCCCCCCUUCUCCUCCGAUAUUCCAUAUCUCGCAUUGUUGUCAUUUCUCCCAUGCCUAUAUCAAAUUUCCCCGAGAGAGAGAGAAAGAGCACCCUCCGCUUUGGCGCUCUUUUCUCGUCCAUCUCGUUGCCCACCGAGACAAAGUCCCUCUUCGUCGACUUGAUCGACGCACACCGUUGCCCCAGGAUCUUCCCCUAGCAACUUGGCCCCGCGCGCGUCGGUUGUCUUUCCCAAAACGGUCACACUUUUCUUUUACGUCUUCUUCUUUUUCUUCUUCUUCUUCCCCUUAUUCCUCCCUUGAAAUGGAACAAAAUGGUGUGUCUAAAGUCUCUUAACUUCUUCCACUAUCUCGCAGAUAACAAUGCCCCGAGUAUGGGCAAUUAUGGGAGUAAGAGUAGAGAGAAACAGAGGCAUGUUAUUCUAUGUUUUCACCCCGCUCGCCCCCUUUUUAACACAACUACUAGAACCAGUGAGUAGAUCAAAGCGGAUGAUAAGUGACGGUGAUGAUGUCUGCGUCGUCUCGUCUUGUCUCUCUGUCUUCUCCGAUAAUUAUGGUAAUUAUCUUUGGAAAGGGAGGAGGAGACAAGGCGAGACGAGGCAGAAAGAGAGAAUGCACACGCAGCCACGCACACUUAUACUGCUCGGCGAGAAGGAGCCGGAGACGGGCGGCGGCACAACAUCUCAUCAACUGAUAUGCAUCGCGCAUGUCAGUCGGGGCUCCGCUCGCCUCUCCGUCUCUCUGCGUCUACUAUCUCAAUCACUAUCAGGAGAAGAAGGCGUGUAGCCGUCGUGGAAGGCACGCCGGCGGGGAAGGGAAGAAGGGGCUUCAAUUCGAGCCCCUUAUUUGUUCUUCGACGCUCUCUGCGCUCUCCGCCUCCCACAUCAUCAUCAUCACCGUCAUCUUCAUCAUUAUGGUCCCGCUCGCCCAUUUCAUUUUCCAUCACCAGCUUCAUCAGUAGUUGCCGGCGGCUAUAUUUGCGCAACUCUAUCCAUUCUUUUCGCUUCGUUAUUGCGAAAUGCGCUCUUCUCCGAAAGAGUUGCUACCUGUGUAUCAUUGGACUGUGCCUUAACGCUAUACUUUGAAUUAUGGUUACUGUAUUUUGCUUAUAACCUGCUAGACAACUUCUAGAAUUAGGGCUUUCUGUAGCCAUGCACCCAUCGGUUCAGUUGAGUUUGCACAUCAACGACAUCUUGAACUUCGUCACCUUAAAUGUGGCACCCCACUGUGAACUGAGUGCAUUUGACUGACAAAUUGACGAUAAUUUCACACCCCAAUUCACCAGUCGGCUCUUUUCUUCGUUGUUAUGAUUCGGACAACAAUGGUUCCCCGGGAAACCAUCGGCUCUCUCCCUCUUCUACUCCGUCAAUGAUAGAAUAUUCAAUGGGCCGUCGCUCUUUACCCGAAAACGGAGGUCCCACCACUACCACUCGACAAAGGUCCAUUAUCUCUGAGCUCGCAGAGCACCCACCAGGACCGGCAGCAAGGUGAGUCGAAAAGUGGGCGGAGCAUCUUCCACAUCCGGCCAUAUACCUUUUCGAGUGUGCCCCCGCCCAGCACGCCGUCCUCCUGUCCCCCCUUCUUCCCACUCCUUCUUCUGCCUGCCCCGGCUGGCCAGUCACACACUGAUCUAUUGUUCGAGUGGCGAGGCCCCCGUUGUCCACGACCACACACAACCUCCACUGCGCUCGAAGAAGAUAAUCACACAAUGCGCUCCCUUAUUCUUUUUUCUCGUCCACCCCAUUCUUCUUCGUCUUCUGAAUUCCCGAGCAUUUUGGAAAUUUUCGUUUUCUUGUCCAACUACUGUACUCGACUGAUCGGACAGUCCCGGACAGGUGCACCAGACGAUCAGCCCUCUCUCUGUUGCUUGUAAACUCAAUCAAACUAACCCUAAAAUUUGAUAAUAGUCCCCCAAUCAUAAAACGGAGCUGAUUAUCCCGGGGGCCCCCACAAUAAAAUGAGCAAUUUGCGAUGAAUUGCGCGGGAAAACCCUCCAGUAUUUUACGACUCCUUCGACCCGUUCUUUCUAUUGCGCGAAAGCACAGAUGGUCAUGAACCGCUCGGCCAUAUCUCAUCAUAUCAACUUUCCGAGUGCAUAUCGACGCAAACGUGUCCAUCGAUAACUCAUCCGGAGAGGGACAAAUCCGCCGUAUCGCCCUAUCGGUUUCCCCGCGUGCGUUUCCUUCAUCGUUUCCCUUCUCUUUUUGCUUCUUUUUCCUCACAAAAGAUACGAUCGUUGCGAUCGCGCGCAACUGAUUCGCUGUUAACACGCGUGUUAGAAGAGGCAACAGGGAGACGUCGUUGUCGCCAACACGAAGAAGACAGGCGCUCGUAGAUCGCAAUCACCGCCCCUCUCUGAUCAACCCGGCACCGAAUCGAUAAGCAGAUGACUAUCUGACAUUGCCUCUCCCCUCUCCUCCCCUCCAACACGACUUCACUAACCUUUGUUCAUCGUCACCUCUUCAAUCACCUACACAAUUCUGUGCACACAGUCACGUACGUAUUGAUUAUCCCAAAAGAUGUGGAGGUGGGGCCGGUAAUGAGCGCGCGCACGUCUUUUCCAUUUCCAUAAAAUAGUCUCUCUCCUCGCUAGGACACCACUCUCGCCUGCUCAUUAUUUACUCGAAUCCUCCGUCUUCUAUUUAUCUCGCCUAAUCGUCUUAUUGCUCUUUUUCCCAUUUUCCUUUCGUUCUCCCUCCCUAAUUCAAUCUAUCGUUUCAGUUAUUCAUGCCGAUCAGCAUCAUGAAAAACGAACCGGAGGACGAGGUCCAAGUGCAACAACCGAAAGAUCAACCGUGCUCCGGAUGCAAACAGCUUCAGAUGGAUGUCGCAAAGGUUAGUUUGUGACAUUCAGCUACAGCUUACUGUAAAAUAACACUUUAGACGCUCGGAUUAGUGAUGGAACGAAUGGAUAAGAUGCAGAAGAGACUUGAUGAAGUGCUCAGAACUGCCGAACUCAAGAAAAGCCUCGAGUCUUCCGAAUCCUCUGGCAAAGCAUCGCCGUCUUCAACUGGAUCUCGCAGUUCUCCCAAACUGGAGAUGCCCGCCACUCCGAACGUCACUGCGCCGAUUCCAGUGCCCCAGGCAUCCGUCCCAGCUGUCAGCUCUUCCAGAAAGCGCAAAACGAAGGAGAGAACUCCGACUCUUGCUGCUUCUCCACUGCCCGACUUCUCCAACUUUGUCAAUGGAUUCAUGUUCGAUCCGAUCAACAAUCAGGCCGGAAUGAUGCAGUUCCUCUCGCUUGUGCAACAACAAACUCAGCCCCAGACCGUGUCAACUUCUGCUGUUCCACAUGCCGCACAGAGACAACAAUCAGUGACACCUCCUCUCAAAUUGGUCAAAAUUGAAGAAACUCCAGUGGCUGUCGCCCCAACUGUGAAAGUGGAGGUGCACGAGACGACUCCAGAGACUCCGGAAGGAGAGAUGGCUCCAGAAGCGAUGGCCUCGCACGCUCAGAAUCUGCUCGACGCCCUCACCGCUCAAUUCAGCAGCAACCAGGCGGUAAGUGCAGAAAAGAUCAAAGUGCUUGCGACCCUCUUCCUCCUUCGUUCGUUCGUUAGUUCGCGCUCCCCCAUUGGUGGGAAACAAAGGAAGAUAUAUCACCAUUCUCCGUGCGCCUCUUCCUGCAGCGGCGUUUCGAAUCCCUUCCUUUAUUUAAUCUCUUCCCUUUUUCAGGCCACCGUCGGUUCUUCCGCCGUUCCGUCGGCCGUCUCGCAGGUCGUCGAAGCCGUCGCCACACCGUCGAGAAGCGACACCGACGACGGAAACGACCCGAACGCGGCGCGCUGCUCCAACUGCCACACGAACAAAACGACCGCUUGGAGACGUGACGCCGAGGGAAAGCUGGUUUGCAACCCGUGCGGACUCUACUAUCGAUUGCACAAGGUGAGAGAUAAAGCGUUCGGUGCGAUCAGUGCUUCUGCCUCGUCGGCCUCCGAUUGGAAUGGAAUGGGAGCGAAGGGAUUGUUAUCUGAUGCGGGUAGAAGGAGGGAAACAACCUAGUUAAGAUAGCGGCAAAGCAUGGGAGGAGAUUGAAAUAUGAGAUUAGUUUAGCCCUCUUUUCGCCUAUCUCCCUUACUUUUUUGCUAUUAGUUAUUUCGUUGAGUUUGCGCGCAUUCGAAGAAUGUUCAGUGAUAUCGAUCCAAUUAAAUCUCCGAUGCUAUCGAUCCGUGAUGGGCGUGCGUAUCUAUCAGUAAUCUUUGCCGAGCGCCCGCCCCCGUUCUACAGUAUUCCUCUUUGAUAAUUGCCUUCUUCGUUCCUCCUUUUUCCAUUCUCCCUCUCUCCACCGACAUCGUCAUCAUCAUCAUCAUCAUCAGAACCGAUACGGUAUCGUCGGCGCCUUCCUUCUUCCUCACCCGCCUUCUCCUUCCAUCUUUCCAUCACCUCAACCAUUAUGUGGUCGUCUUCACGUCUUCGUUCAUCGCCUACCACCAGCACUAGCGGCAGCAUCAUCUCUUCAGUAGCACGCAGAUAAUUAGCGUAUCGGGGAGUGCGUCGGGCGGCUGCGGCGACACGGAGGAGACGAGUCAAUGAUUACCUGUAACUCGAAUUGACUUCGUCCCCCUCCUUCCAUCUUGGCGUCUUCCUCUUCUUCUUCUUUUCCUCUUUCUUCUGGGUCUUUGACGCCCGACGACGGCGCAUUGUUCAGCCACCCCGACAAUUAGGAAUGAAACUAGUGCACGCGCAAACAAUCCCUCUUUCCCUGUCAUCAUCAUCUCCUUCGUUUGGUUCAGACCAACCAUAUCUGGUAGGGGAUCAUAUAGUGAACAGAUGGAGAGAUCUAUAGGGGCUUCCCGUGCGGAUAAAUACCUGGCCAGCCUAAUCAGAGCAUGAGAGCCAGGUGGUGCUACGUUCAUGUCGUGAUCGGUUUUGGCGGGGGUCACCACCACAACCACAACCCACGGAUAAUUAUCAUUUCUAUUCCCUCCACGAUGGAGUCCUUUACCCAAUUUCAUAACCUUGGAGUGCAUCAUCUAAGGGCGGAACGUCUUCUUCUUCCUUUUCUCAAUUUGCACACAACAAUAGGCGACACAAUAGGGCACGGGGGCGACUGUGCGUGUGCGUCGGAGGUAAUUAGAAGAAAGAGAGACCGGUAGGGGGAGAAGUGUAUCACACACGAAGAUGAUGAUUCUAUAUUCUGAUGGACGGAGGGAGAAUCAAAACAGAAAAGGAACAAAGUAGGCUACGAUUUGGGUGGGAUAAUUGGGUUAGAUAUUGUGAGAGACGUGAAAAGGCAUAUCGAGUCAAUCAUCAAUUCGUCUCGUUUCCAGGUUCGCCGUCCGAUCGAAAUGCGCAAGAAUCACAUCCAGCAGAGAUACCGCCGAAAGAACAAGGAGAAGGACGGAGCCGCGCUUUCGGAUCCGGCUCUUUUCAACCAGAUUCUCACCCAAAUGCCAACGAUGACGACGGGUGGAGCACACGCCAACCCGCUCAGUUUCCUGGAGCAAAUCACGCAAUUCACGCAGGCGCAAGAGAUGCUCAAUAGCAGUGCCACUUUCUAA
Caenorhabditis sp. 36 PRJEB53466 is the source of this 9001-nucleotide messenger RNA. The record is from the annotation of a GenBank genome assembly. Lineage: Eukaryota; Metazoa; Nematoda; Chromadorea; Rhabditida; Rhabditidae.